AUGUCAAAAUUGUUCUUAGAUGAACUGCCUGAGUCUCUCAGCCGAAAGAUUGGUACCGUGGUUAGAGUGCUGCCAAGCUCAUUAGAAAUAUUUGAGGAAUUGUAUAAAUAUGCAUUGAAUGAAAAUAGCAACGAUAGAAGCGGACGCCAUAAAAAGCCCAGAAUAGAUGUCUCUUCUGACCUGCUUAAAACAGAUGAAAUUUCGGAAACCAAUACUAUUUUCAAAUUAGAAGGUGUUUCUGUACUGUCACCAUUAAGGAAAAAGCUUGAUUUGGUGUUCUAUCUUUCCAAUGUUGACGGGUCUCCCGUAAUAACAUUACUGAAGGGAAAUGACAGGGAAUUAAGCAUUUAUCAGCUGAACAAAAAUAUCAAAAUGGCUUCGUUCUUGCCAGUGCCAGAAAAGCCUAAUCUAAUAUACCUUUUUAUGACUUACACAUCGUGCGAGGAUAACAAGUUUUCUGAACCUGUGGUAAUGACCUUGAACAAAGAAAACACACUAAACCAGUUUAAAAAUUUAGGGCUUCUUGAUUCCAAUGUAACAGACUUUGAAAAGUGCGUCGAAUAUAUAAGAAAGCAAGCCAUUUUGACGGGUUUUAAAAUCUCCAACCCAUUCGUUAACAGUACACUGGUGGAUACCGAUGCUGAAAAAAUAAACUCAUUUCACCUGCAGUGUCAUAGAGGUACUAAAGAAGGCACGCUAUAUUUUUUACCAGAUCAUAUAAUUUUUGGGUUUAAAAAGCCCAUUUUGUUAUUCGACGCUUCUGACAUCGAGUCUAUAACCUAUUCGUCUAUUACCAGAUUAACAUUCAAUGCAAGCUUAGUGACAAAAGAUGGUGAAAAAUACGAGUUUUCCAUGAUAGACCAAACUGAAUACGCUAAAAUUGACGACUACGUUAAAAGGAAACAAAUGAAGGAUAAGUCUAUGUCUGAGGAAUUGAAAGCUAAAUCCAAGAGCAAAGGCCAAGCAACUGAUGGCACAGCCGAUCAGCCAUCUAUUCUACAGGAAGCUACCCGUCAAAUGCAAGACGAGAAAAAGGCAGGUGUGUUUUCAGACGAUGAUGAAGAAAAUGACCAAAAUUUCGAAGCUGAGAGCGACCUUUCCGAUGGGAGUGGCCAAGAAUCCUCAGACGGUGCAGAAGACGGAGAGGAAGCAGAAGAAGAUGAUGAAGAAGACGAUGAAGAGGAAGACAAAAAGGGCCAAAGCGCUUUGAAUAGAGAUAAUAGUUUUGCUUCUAUAAAUGGUCAACCAGAACAGGAACUCCAAUACAAAGAGUUUAAGGAGCCGUUAGAACUCGAAGAUAUUCCGAUAGAAAUUGAUAAUGAUGACGAUGAAGAUGAUGAGGAUGGAUCCGGAGUAGAAUACGAUUGA
Molecule: messenger RNA, 1368 nt
Organism: Saccharomyces cerevisiae S288C
Lineage: Eukaryota; Fungi; Ascomycota; Saccharomycetes; Saccharomycetales; Saccharomycetaceae
Gene: RTT106
Product: Rtt106p
Exons: 1
Coding region: 1-1368 (455 amino acids)
Cellular component (GO): nucleus; chromosome
Source: RefSeq, marked reviewed